Molecule: messenger RNA, 1752 nt
Organism: Chaetomium fimeti
Lineage: Eukaryota; Fungi; Ascomycota; Sordariomycetes; Sordariales; Chaetomiaceae
Product: cytochrome P450
Exons: 2
Coding region: 1-1752 (583 amino acids)
Molecular function (GO): oxidoreductase activity, acting on paired donors, with incorporation or reduction of molecular oxygen; iron ion binding; monooxygenase activity
Source: RefSeq, a predicted model, not a curated record
AUGUCGUUGUCCUUUGAGCGCGUUGCCUCAGCCCUGGACGGGGACUGGAUCACAAGCCCCGUUCUCGUUGCGCUGGCCGCCGUCCCCUUCGCGUUGUACUGCCUGUACCAAUGGCUCCUGCCAAAGCCGAUCCCAGGCAUCGCGUACAACCCGGAGGCGACAAGAACCCUUUUUGGCGACGCUCCCGCCAUGAUCAAAGAGGUCAGCGUGACAGGCGAGUUCCGCGUGUGGUGCGCCAAGGAGAUGAAGAAGAUGAACUCGCCCAUCUGCCAGAUCUUCAUCCGCCCCUUCUCCCAGCCAUGGAUUCUCCUGGCCGAUUACCGCGAGGCCAGAGAUAUCCUGACGCGCCGGAAGGAGUUUGACAAGUCGUCCUUUCUGUCGGACGGUAUGGCAUGCAUGGGGGCAUUUCACGGCAUUUACAUGACGGGCGACAAGUUCAAGUCCAACCGCCAGCUCAUCCAGGAUCUCAUGACCACCAGCUUUCUGGACAAACACGUUGGCCCGGCCGUUCAUAACAAGGGGCUGGAGUUGAUCCGGCUCUUCGAGAUGAAAAUGGAUUUGGCAAAAGGGCGGCCGUUCAGUGUCAAGAAGGAUUUUGAAUAUGCCUCUCUCGACGUGAUGCUCGAGUUCGCCUUUGGCAAGAACUGGGUACACACGGCAAUGGGCCAGCAACUGGAGCUCGUACGCAACCUGGCGCCUUCUGAUGUGGAGCUCGAUGCCUCGGUGGAUCAACCCGUCACGUUCCCACUCGCGACCAUCGUCGACUUCCUGCACUCGGUCUAUGAGGCCCCUGAGAUUGUCGAGAAGACCAUCAACGCGCUCAUGCCAAAGCUUCAGACGUGGUGGUGGUCAAAACAGUCGUGGUACACGAAGAUCUUUGACGACAAGGAGCGUGCCAUGAAGGAACAAAUCGCCAUCGGCUUGAAGAACUUCCAGGCUGGACACGUCGAGACGGGCGUGGAACACAUGUUGAUGCGCGAAGCAGCCAGAGCCGAGAAGGAAGGCCGGCAGCCAGAGUUUGAUAGCCAAGUGUUUCGGGAUGAGCUGUUCGGCGACAUUGUCGGAGGCCAUCACACGACCAGCGGAGCCAUGAUGUGGCUGACAAAAUACCUCACUGACUUGCCUCACAUCCAAACGAAGCUCCGCGCGGUACUUUACGACACACUUUCGGCGGCGAGGAGCGAGAACCGGUUGUUCACCUUCCAGGAGAUCCGCUAUGCCAAACUGCCAUACCUAGACGCGGUGAUCGAAGAGAUGUUGCGUAUCAACGCAGUGCCGGUCACACGGGAAGCCCUUUGCGACACGACGAUCCUGGGGUGCCCGAUCAAAAAAGGGACUCAGGUUUUCCUCAUGUCCAACGGCCCGGGCUUCUUGGGGCCUUCUCUCACUGUUGACGACUCAAAACGGAGCGAAACAUCGCGGGCAGCCAAACUCAACGCCGGGUGGGACGAGACGCGGGACUUGUCGCUCUUCGAGCCGGAGCGUUGGCUCGUCCGGAGAAACAAAGGCGAGGGUGUGUUGGCGGAGGAUGUCGACUUUGACGCCGGGGCAGGGCCGCAACUGGUCUUUGGCUUGGGGCCGCGUGGUUGCUGGGGAAGGCGACUGGCUCACAUGGAAAUGAGGACCAUUAUGGCCAUGCUGGUGUGGAACUUCCAGUUCUCGAAGUGUCCCCCACCUAUUUCAAGUCACGCCGGACUUGAAGGGAUUGCCCGUGUUCCGCAGCAAUGUUAUGUGAGGAUCACCGCCAUUUAA